CACAAAGCGACAAUUUUCUUCUCUUUCCCUCCCUUCUUCUCUCCCUCCACCACCACCGUCAGCAUCGUGUUUCUUCCUCCCCCCUCUCUGUGCUACUCCUAUCAUCAAAUCAAAUCUCGCGCACCGACAGUCCGACAAGAGCAUUGAACUCUAAGAGACGCAACCAAACAGUUUUUUUCUCUCUGUUGCAGCGAGAGAGAGAGAGAGAGAGAGAGAGAGAGAGAGAGAGGGAGGGAGAGCACCCGCCACCCAUCUCUGCAUAAGUUUCCGUUUUUCUCUACUGGGUUGAAUCUUCGUUUUCCUGAAUCUAGAGGGCUGCAGUUCUGGUUUCGAGAUUUCAUCUGGGUAAUUGAGUUUCCAAGUAAAGGAGGAAUCUUUGGAUCUCAGUCCGGGUCAACUCAGUCAACAUUCGGGUCAGUGACGACUUGGAUGCCAUGAGUUCCUUCUCAAUCUGAAGCUUAGCGAAUUUUUUUUGGCCUUGCAAAGUUUCGGAAUUUUAGAAGCAAACCAUGAGUUGGAAGAACAGAGGGUUCGAGCAGAAUUCGAAGAGUGUGGUGUCAAGGAAAUGGACUCUGCUCCUUUGUAUUGGCUGUUUCUGCACAGGGAUGCUCUUCUCGGAUAGAAUGUGGUCUGUGCCGGAAGCUAAUGACAUGCCGGGUAGAAAGAUGGUUGAAGAUGGGAAACUCAAUUUCGUUGCAGAAGGAUGUGCCCCUCAAAAUAAGGAUGUAAAUCAUGAUUCCAAGGACGUAAUGGGGGAAGUUUCAAAGACACACCAUGCAAUACAAACUCUCGAUAAGACGAUUUCUAGCCUGGAGAUGGAAUUAGCCGCAGCAAGGGCUGAACAGGAGUCUAUGCUCAAUGGUUCUCCGAUAUCAGACAAUUUGAAAGCCUCGGAAUCAUCUGGGAAACGGAAGUAUUUGAUGGUUGUAGGCAUAAACACUGCUUUUAGUAGCAGAAAACGAAGAGAUUCGGUUCGUGCAACUUGGAUGCCUCAAGGUAAUAAGAGGAAGAAGCUGGAAGAAGAGAAGGGCAUCAUAAUGCGCUUUGUCAUAGGUCACAGUGCGACAGCUGGAGGGAUCCUUGACCGAGCCAUUGAAGCAGAAGACAGGAAGCAUGGUGACUUCUUGAGAUUGGAGCAUGUUGAGGGUUACCUUGAACUAUCGGCGAAGACAAAGACAUACUUUACCACCGCAGUUGCCUUGUGGGAUGCAGAGUUCUAUGUUAAAGUUGACGAUGAUAUCCACGUCAAUAUAGCUACACUAGGAGCAACUUUAAGCAGUCACCGGUCAAAACCCCGAGUUUACAUAGGAUGUAUGAAGUCUGGCCCAGUCCUCGCACAAAAGGGAGUGAAAUACCAUGAACCUGAGUACUGGAAAUUCGGUGAGGAAGGAAACAAGUACUUCCGUCAUGCCACCGGACAAAUAUAUGCCCUUUCAAAUGACUUGGCUACUUAUAUAUCAAUCAACCAGCAUGUACUGCACAAGUACACAAACGAAGACGUCUCGCUCGGGUCAUGGUUGAUAGGGUUGGAUGUGGAGCAUAUCGAUGACAGGAGACUUUGCUGUGGCACCCCACCUGAUUGCGAGUGGAAGGCUCAGGCAGGGAAUGUGUGUGUUGCCUCCUUUGAUUGGACUUGCAGUGGAAUCUGCAAAUCUGUUGAGAGGAUGAAGGAGGUCCACCGACGUUGCAGGGAAGGUGAAAAUGCAUUGUGGAGUGCACAACGUUGAAAAUGCCACAUAACUUGUUCUUCCUAACUCAGGAGGAAUACCCAGAAAUGAAAAGUGAGCCCUCGAUGCUCUCCAUGGGAUGUGGAUAUGACCGAUACGGGAGAUGUGUUUGUUUCUUCGCAGAUAUGAAGAGAAGAGUUGAGUGGGUUCUGAUCCAUUUUAGGCAAGGACAGAAACCCAGUAGCAGUUAGGAGCGAAAGUAACAGUCUCUGCAAUUGUUUGAUUCUUUUUGUACAUGGUUGAAAGGGGGGUCAGUUUGCAAGUUUUGCCAUGUCAUGACAUAAGUAUACACCUUAAUAAGUGCCACAAGGUUAUCUUUUGCUUUCCCAAUCCAGAAAUAAGCUUUUGUUUCUAAAGCAUAGUCUCAUUUUUUUCCUUUUCAUGAUUGACGAUGAAUGAUGAUACACACAGUUUAUCCUGAGAUGGCCCAUCUUUUUAGCCUCUGUGAAUGGCCCAUCUUGUGUCCCCAGUUCUCAUGCUUUAACUAGAGCCGUUGGAAUUCAUAUAAGAUGUGAUGAACUAUCAUGUACUAAAGAUAGCAUAAGGCU
Molecule: messenger RNA, 2275 nt
Organism: Linum trigynum
Lineage: Eukaryota; Viridiplantae; Streptophyta; Magnoliopsida; Malpighiales; Linaceae
Source: the annotation of a GenBank genome assembly